Molecule: messenger RNA, 1087 nt
Organism: Drosophila miranda
Lineage: Eukaryota; Metazoa; Arthropoda; Insecta; Diptera; Drosophilidae
Exons: 3
Coding region: 30-989 (319 amino acids)
Source: RefSeq, a predicted model, not a curated record
CAUCCUUUAUAUAAGAUUACGAAAAGGCAAUGCGUAACGCGUUAAAAGGUCUGCAUCCCAACAUGAAUUUUUACGCCUGUUGGUUUCAUUUUACUCAAGCAUGCAAGAAAAAUGCCAAGCAAUCGAGUGGUUUUGAAAAUACGCUGAAAUGCAAUAAGAAAGCUUACAUGCUAUUUAUGAAAUUUUUGCACUUGCCGCUUUUACCAGAAAGCAAAAUUGUCGAAGCAUUUAACCUUCUAAAAGGCGAAGCAAUAAACUUAAAUAAGAAACUGUUUUCUCCAUUUUUAAAAUAUUUUAAUAGACAGUGGCUUAAAAAGGAGGGACCAAAAAGCAUAUCCGUGUUUAAGAGGUCAACUAGAACCACGAGCUCAGUAGAAGCUUAUAAUUUGAAUUUGGGAAAUAAAAUUCGAGCAAAUGGGCACUUUUUUAAAUUUGUUCAAUGUCUUAUUGAUGCAGAAUAUGAAAAAAGUCGCGAGUUUGCUUUACUCUUUCAAAAUGGUGGUAAUGGAAAUCAGACACAGAAGAAGAAAUUACGUGAUCGCUCAAAAAAAAUAAUGGACGCAAUGGAUCUUUUUGAAAGAGGUGAAAUAGAUAUACAGGGAUUUCUGACAUGCACUGUUUCCUUAGCUGACCGCUUUUCAAAGCAGGAAUUCUUUGAAGGGGUGGACAAUGAAAGCAAUUUAACUGGAAUGUCUUCUGAUAUGAAAUCUUCCACAUCGUCACUUUCAUCGAAUGCUUCUCAUUCAAGUCAGUCAUCUUAUAAAUCAUUGGUUCAAAUGAAUCCAUGCAAUGUGUGCCUAUGUAACCCAAAGUCUGUGUUGUUGCGCCCGUGCAAUCACGUAAACAUUUGUGGUACAUGUUGGGAUCAAAUUGUGGCCCACAACCAAGCAAAAAAAGAGUUGGAAGAAAAUGAAAAUAUAAAGCCAAAAUGUCCAAGUUGCAACCGAGAAGUCGAAGAGGCCAUACGCAAUGUUUUUAUUUACAAUUAACUUGUGUAAGUUAAGAACGACAAAAUUUAAGAAAACUUCUAUUAUGAUUUCUGUGUAUUUGGACUAUUGCACAUUUUUUAAUUUCAAUAAAAUCAUGC